AUGAAGCUCAUUGACGUUGCCCUCUCGCUUGUGGUGCCGGGGCUGGUUCUGGUGCAUCUCGCCGUGGCCCCCUUCACCAAGGUCGAGGAGUCGUUCAACAUCCAAGCCGCCCACGAUGUCAUGGUCUACGGGACGCCCACGGCCGAUGUCUACCAGCGGCUCUCGGGCACCUAUGACCACUUCACCUUCCCGGGUGCCGUCCCGCGGACCUUCAUCGGCCCCGUGCUGCUGGCCGGCAUCGCCCAGCCCGUCGUCGCCCUCGUCGGCUUCGACCACGCCCAGUUUGUCGUCCGCGCCAUCCUCGGCCUCUUCAAUGCCGCCUGCCUGCUCGUCUUUGCCCAGAGCCUCAGACGCGCGUAUAGUGACGCUGCGGCGAGGUGGUACUUGCUGCUCCAGGCGAGCCAGUUCCACGUCAUGUAUUACGCCUCCAGGACACUGCCCAACAUGUUCGCCUUUGGCCUGACAACCCUGGCCUUCUCCUUCCUGCUGCCCCAGCCCGGCAGGAGAAAGUCUAUCCUACCGCGCCAAAGACUAGCCAUCACCAUGUUCGUCUUCGCCGCAGUCAUGUUCCGGUCUGAAGUCGCCCUGCUGCUCGGCACCAGCGUGCUCUACCUGCUCUUGGUGCCCGAGACGUCCGUCGAGCUGAUCAUGCUGCCCUUUGCCGUGGCCUUUGCCAUGGCCCUCUUCAUCUCGGUGCCCGUCGACAGCUACUUCUGGCAGACGCCCGUGUGGCCCGAGCUUUGGGGCUUCUACUACAACGCCAUCCUGGGCUCCUCGUCCGCCUGGGGCGUCUCGCCGUGGCACUACUACUUCACGUCUGCCCUGCCACGCCUGCUCGUCAACCCGCUGGCCUGGGCUGUGCUCCUCCCGCUCGCCCUCGGCCACCCCGCCGUCGGGACCGCCGCUCGCCGCCUCGCCGUGCCCUCCCUGCUCUUCGUCGCCAUCUACUCUCUCCAGCCUCACAAGGAGGCCCGCUUCAUCUUCUACGUCGUGCCCCCGCUGACAGCCGCCGCCGCCCUCGGCGCCAAUCUCGUCUUCAACCGCCGCGCCAAGACCGUCGGUGCCAGCCUCUUGGCUCUCGCGCUCGUCGCCUCCGUGGCUCUAUCGUUUGUCGCGAGCACUGCCAUGCUGUUAAUUUCCUCCCUCAACUACCCCGGCGGCGAGGCCCUCGCCUUUCUCCGCCACGUCGUGGAGCUCGAGGGAGCCGGGGCCCCCGCCGUAGUGUCGGCCCACGCCGACGUGCUUGCCUGCAUGACGGGCGUCACCCUGUUCGGCUCCGCGACCGGCUCCGCCAUGCCCGACGCCGGCGCCGGCGGCUCCACGGCCCCUGCUGGUCAAAGCAGCGCAAACAUAGUCGGCGGGCGAGCCGGCGCCGUCACCCUCACGCUGGACAAGACGGAAGACGCCGCGGUGCUCGCGCAGGACGAUUUUUGGCGGCGCUUCGACUACGUGCUGGUGGAGGACCCGGCCAAGGUCAAUGGUGGCGACUGGGAGGCGAUUGGCGUCGUGCAGGGGUACGGCGGAGUCGAGUUCGUCGGCGGCGUCGACGCGAAAUCGGAAACCGCGGCAUCUCCAGGCAGCAGCAGCAGCAGCAAAGGUCCCGCCGCCGUCGGCACAGGAGCCACUGUGGCGCAGUGGAAGCGGCGCGUCACGGCGCUGACCGGCGGCCGCUGGCUCGGCCCCCGCAUGGUGCCCAGGAUCUACAUCCUCAGGAGGCUUAAAGAUGCGAGACGGUCGCGAAGGAUUGUCGACGCGUGA
Molecule: messenger RNA, 1758 nt
Organism: Lasiosphaeria miniovina
Lineage: Eukaryota; Fungi; Ascomycota; Sordariomycetes; Sordariales; Lasiosphaeriaceae
Product: alpha-1,6-mannosyltransferase subunit
Exons: 3
Coding region: 1-1758 (585 amino acids)
Biological process (GO): protein N-linked glycosylation
Cellular component (GO): endoplasmic reticulum membrane
Molecular function (GO): alpha-1,6-mannosyltransferase activity
Source: RefSeq, a predicted model, not a curated record